Messenger RNA from Gasterosteus aculeatus aculeatus (three-spined stickleback), 2537 nucleotides. It is a transcript of the gene b4gat1, whose product is annotated as beta-1,4-glucuronyltransferase 1. The record is from RefSeq and is a predicted model, not a curated record. Gene Ontology annotation, biological process: protein O-linked glycosylation via mannose. NCBI's taxonomy places the organism in Eukaryota, Metazoa, Chordata, Actinopteri, Perciformes, Gasterosteidae. Gene Ontology annotation, molecular function: glucuronosyltransferase activity. Gene Ontology annotation, cellular component: Golgi apparatus.
UACCGUAAGCAGCAGUUCAACUAACGGGUCCUCGGCUACGGCACCGAAUCCGGCGGCGCCUUUACUGCCGACAUUACGGUCGUUACGCACCGACAUGCGUCCGUCGCAGCAGCAGCAGCAGCAGCAGCAGAACGGAGAGAACCGAGCUUGUCUUUUGGUGGCGACCACGGACACCGGAUCAGAUUCGUCGUCUUAGACGCGCUGUCGACGGCCGUGUGAACAUCUGGGGCCAGGUGUGCCACUAGGCAACGCGGGAAGGGGAUGCGAGGGGUCGUUUCACGUCCAGCCUGGUGGGCUGCGGUUGUUAGCAUGUGGCUAACGUUAGCUGCUGCGCUCGGACAGAAAUAGCUCAGCCUCGCUCCGGUGUUUUAGAACCGGCUCCGUGUGCCGCCCGUGGGCUCGGUUCUCAGCAGUUCCUCUGGAAUGCAUCUCUCCAAGAAAUGCUCCGUCUUCAAAGUGGUGCUGAGUGCUCUGCUGAUCGUGGCGCUCCUGCAGCUGAUCUACCUGUCCUUCUUGUCCAGGUUUCACGGUAAGCAGCAGCGGUACCGGUACUCGGAGCUCUUCGGGGUCAAGAAGAAUGGGCACCCGGAGAAAAACUCCCGGAAGGAGCGUCUGAGGUACUCGCUGUCCACCGGCGGGAUCUUCGACCACAGCGGUCAGUACCGGGUGUACAAGUACCUGGUCAAAAGUGACUUCACCACAAACCUCAAGCCGGGAACCGACCCGGGGUCCAACGUCCUGGCCCUCGCCACGCACACGACCAUCAACAACCUGCAUCACCUGGAAUCCCUCGUGGAGAGGUGGCACAACCCUCUCGCCGUGGCCAUCUUCGCACACGGGGAAGAUGUCAAGUUCGCCACGGCGCUGGUCUACGCCCUCAGCUUCUUCUGCCCUCAGAUCCAAUCCCUGGUGGACUUCCACCUGGUCUGCCUCUCCGGAGAGAUGGCCAGUUUCCCCGAGCAGGACCGCGAGCACUUUGCGGGUCUCGAGGACUGCGCCUCGGUGUUCUCCAGACUGGAGACGCACCGGGACAAACACAAGAACUACGCCAUCGGCGGGAACGUCUCCUACCCCAACAACCUCCUGCGCAACGUGGCCCGGGGCGGCACGCAGUCCUCCUACGUCCUGGUCCUCGACAUCGACAUGAUGCCGAGCGCCGACCUGCACCAGCAGUUCCUGGCCAUGAUCCUGGGCCGCGGGCCGACGGGCGACGAGGUCUUCGUGCUGCCCGCCUUCGAGAUCCGCCACGCCCGGAAGAUGCCCGCCAACAAGGCCGAGCUGGUGCAGCUGUACCAGGUGGGCGAGGUGCGUCCGUUCUACGAGGAGCUGUGUCCCCGCUGUCAAGCGCCCACCAACUACUCGCGGUGGGUCAACAGCCACGUCCGGGAGCCGGGCCCGCUGGCGGCCGCCUACACGCUCACCUGGACGGACCCCUGGGAGCCCUUCUACAUCGGGCCCCGCGCCGCGCCGCUCUACGACGAGAACUUCAAGCAAUACGGCUUCAAUCGCAUCAGCCAGGCCUGCGAGCUCCACGUGGCCGGCUACAGGUUCUCGGUGCUGAGCUCGGCCUUCGUGGUGCACCGGGGCUUCAAGAUCCAAGGGGAGUUCCACGCCAGGAAGGACGAGGAGAACAAACGCAACCGCGUGCUGUUCCGCAGCUUCAAAGAGGGCCUGAAGACCAAAUACCCGUCCUCCGGCCGCCGGUGCUGAGGCGGCACGCGGCCGGGGCCGCCGGUUCAGGACUCAGAAGACACAUUUUCCCCUUUUUUUUAAAAAUGAUGAUUAUGACUGGGCGAGCUUUCCACACCCGGAAUCAAAAGUCUCCUGACUGUAGAAACGCAGACGGCACAAUCGGUCUUCCAUCACUUUACGUUGAUGUUUCCUUCCGAUCGUCAUGGCGACCAAUGGCCACCAGGGGGCAGCAGGCACUCGAGUGUCGAGGGCGCCGCUAAAACUUCACGCGGGGGACGUCGGCCGCGGAAAUACCGCCGCGAUUAACAAACCGCGCGUUUUAAGUUUGUGGAACCAGACGACGGCGGUCACAAGGGUUGUCGGCUCAACGCCACCAGAAUAUGUGUGAAAUGAAUGGUUUUAUACUGGUGUUGUUCGUUAAGCUACUGGUACAUACACACAGCACACGCACUGAAAAGCUGCUGCUACUAGAUUAUGUUUGGUUAUAUUGAAUUAUCUCAUUGACGUGUAAUUGUCGACACACAGUGUUAGUGAUAUUUAUUGUGAAGAUGUUUUUUAAGUGACUCUCGGCAGGAAAACUGUAGCACGAAAUGGUGUUUGGUGCAAAAAUCUGUUGUUGUGGAAUCAUUUCUGUUUAACGAACGAGUAAUUUUCCUUUGGUAUUUUUGGAGUAUUAUCAGUUUCAACGUAUUACCUGUGUGAUGAUGUGAACUACUCUAUUUCUCUUAUGUGUUUUCUUGAAAAAUAAUUGUAGUAUUUAUCUUUUGGUUUCAUGUUCCCAAAAUAUAAAACCCGAUUUGUACUGUUGGAAUUUCUAUUAAACCCACAGGAUUAUUUUUUGUUUA